Amoebophrya sp. A120 is the source of this 16199-nucleotide messenger RNA. NCBI's taxonomy places the organism in Eukaryota, Dinophyceae, Syndiniales, Amoebophryaceae. The record is from the annotation of a GenBank genome assembly.
AGCUGCGAUCUCGAUCCGCAGACGGCCUUUACCUACGUACCUCCCUGGGUUGUUUCUGGAAUCGAUCCUCCAACGGGCUCUGCCGGGGGCGACACGCUGAUAUUGAUUUCCGGGGCGGGGUUCCGCUCCAGCGACAACGUGCUGUGCCGUUUCGGAAGGAACCAGGGCCGGGGGCAGUUCUCCGCGCGGGCGGAAGUGAUUUCGGAAACCGAAAUUGUGUGCCUCACCCCCGCAUUUUCGAGUGACAUGCUGGCAACGGGCAGCGCUAGUGCGUUGGACAAACUUGAGGUAGUGGUGUACGUGGCCAUCAACGGGGUGGAUUUCCUCGCGGGCAAGAACCCCGGCGUGACCUUUGAGUAUCUGAUGGAGUUCACCGUGGAGUCUGUGAUCCCUCCUCUAACCAUUGACUCCGGUGGGGAACAGCUAGUAGUUCGAGGCGUGAACUUGGGGAGCUACGUGCAGUACUGCGUGUUUGGAGGCGACCCCUUGGCCGAGCGGGUCCGGGAAGAGGACCGCGUAAUUGUAGUGCCCAUAAAGGCAUUCCUGUCGCACCGAGAGGUACUGUGUGAGGCUCCGCAGUGGUACAUGCAGGAGGGGGUAGUACAGGAGCGGGUGUGGGUGCGGCUGUCGCGCCUUGGUCGCGCUACCGACGCGUUUAACUCCGAUGCAUUUGUCACGUACACGCGCGUCCCCCGGGUCGACGCCAUUUUCCCGCCCGAAGGCAUCUUUCAGGGAACGACCCUGGUGACCGUGUCGGGUCGGUACUUCAAGUACUACAUGCCGUUCGAUCCCUUCGACAAAUCCAAGUCCACCUCCGUCUUGGAGGGUCCGGGAAACGACCCGGCGGUGGUGUCCAACGUUACCUGGAGCGUCGUGUGUGAAUUCAACCAGAUUCAGCGCGUCCCCGCAGUGGUGCACGGAUUUGACACGAUCACGUGCCUCACCCCGCCGACUUUGAAGCCGGAGGAAAAGCCCGGGCACCACGUCACGUUCGAUCUGAUCAUUGAGUCUUUCGGAAAGAAGCACAAUUUUACCACACGCGAUUGGCCCAACCUGCACCAGAACUUGUUUUACUACCGGGCUCCCGAAUUCCGGAUCGUGGACGCUUUCCCCCUGUCAGGUCCGGAGUUCGGUGGAACGACCGUCAGUCUGACUGCCGACGCUCCGCUGCUAAACUCUCGAUUCCUGGAAUGUCGGUUCGGCCCGACGAAAGUUGCGAUCAAGUUGGUGGACGCGUUCCACGCGACCUGCGAGAGUCCCGCGGUGGGCGGGUUCACCGGGGUGGAGCCGCCCGUUACUGUGGACGUUGAGGUCCUCUUCGCGAACGCGACCCUGAACGGGACCAAAGUCCGGUUCCACUACUACCUCACUCCGUCUGUGUCGCGGGUGGUGCCGCCGUUCGGGACUACCGAGGGGGGAACCAUCGUGCAGCUUGAAGGCUCGCACUUCAUCGAGGAUCCGAAUCUCACCUGCAAGUUCGGCGACGUGCCCGUCCCCGCAACGCGGUUCAUCAACCAGAACCUGAUACUGUGCAAGACGCCUCCCCACCAGGCUGGCAUCGUCACCGUUCGCGUCGGGAACAACGGUCAGAAUUUCGUAGCCAGUAGCGACGCGCGGUACGAGUUUUUCAAGACAAAACAGACCUUCUACCUGGUGCCCUACCUGGGUCCGAUUCUGGGAAACACGCGCGUGGUCGUGGAAGCCGAAAAAAUUCCGACGGGGGCCGACAACAUGAUUCGGUGCAUUUUUGGCGUCACGCGGACGGUCGGGGUGAAAAUCGACGACUCGCAUUUUAUGUGCGUCACCCCGCGGCAGCAGGAAGCGGGAGAGCUGACGGUGAAGAUCACCUUCAACCUGCAGGAGUUCGCGGAGGCGAGCCAGGCAUUUUUGUACUACAACGAGCCUGUUGUGCAGAGAAUCACCCCGCCGCUGGGUCCCAGUGGCCAGGUGACUUUCCUGAAGAUCGAAGGCACGAACUUCAUCAACACGGACUACUUGCGCGUGCGCUUUGGCGGCACUACCCGGAAGCAAGUCACGACCGCCGCCGUGGCCGCGGCGGAUUUCCAGGAGAACGCGUACGCGAGCCUCGAGGCGGUCGAUGCGAGCAAUGCCGAGUUUCCCGUUCGGAAGGCGUUCUGGGUGUCUAGUACGGAGAUACAUGUCGAGACGCCGGUGUUGACGUACCUGGACGGUCGAGAAGACUACACUCGGCUUCCAAUCUACGUGAGCAAUAACGCGCAGAGCUACUCCCCAGACGGCGUCGAGGCGUGGGACAAGGAGAGUACGCGUUACGACAGCGUGCUGAAGCACUUCGUGUUUCACCCGGAUUUGGUUCUCACCCAGGUGCGCCCCUCGGAGGGAAUGCACUACGGCGGCGCCCCGGAGGGCGGCUACGUGUCCGUGGCCGGAAACCACUUCAUGAAUACCAGCUACAUCUUUCCCGACCACGAUGUCGGGUUGCUCAAAUGCGCAUUCGAAUGGGUAGAAAGCCGGGCGAUAUUCGUCUCUACCACACAAAUUCUUUGUGAAGUGCCGAACAUGCUUGCCGCUCGGUCGUACGCGAGCGUUGGUUUCGCUGCGUUGCGGGUCACGCUAAACGGGCUGGAUUGGUCGCGUUCAGUUCUGCAAUUUCGCUUCCUGGGAAUCUGUCCUGCCGGGAGCUAUUGCCGCCACAAGGACUACCUGGACUAUGGCUACCGCGUCGUGAAGUGCCCCGUGGGUCACAAUUGCGAACACGCAGGGAAUUCCGAGCCGAUGCCUUGCAAGCCCGGGUCGUAUCAGUCUUGGGAAGGACAGCACCAGUGCCGCGAAUGCCCAAGAGGGUUUUACUGUCCCAAUGGGAGGCAAAUUGAGCCGCUGCGUUGCCCGAACGGUUGGAUGUGCGACGAGAUUGGGCUACAGAUGCCGUAUCGGCUUUGCCCGGGCGGCCACGUCUGCCUUGGCGGUGUGGCCACGGCGGAUCAUCACCUCAUGCUUCGGUACCCUGCCACAGAGACGUUCUACAACAACGAGACCGGCGAGAUCAUUGUUCGGACGAGCACGGAGAAAGACAUACCGAACGUCAUGUACGAUCCGCAGGUGAUUCCGCAGAAGCCGACCUUGUGCGGGGCUGGGUUGCACUGCUACCCUGGUACGGCAUCUCUGCAGCCCGCAGUCCCGGGACGUGGUAACUACUCGACGCCGCAGCCCUGCUUUCAGGGAUUUUUUUGCCCACCGGGCUCGAAGACUCCGACUGGAGACGCUGGGGCAUGCCCGUUGGGGAAGUAUUGCCCCACGCCGCGGCACUCCGGGCUCCUGUGUCCAGAUCGGUACAUGUGCGGCCGGCUCCCGGGCGCCUACGAGCCGGAGCCCUGUCCGAAGGGGACUUUCAACCCCUACGUCGGACAGACGAACUGCACUCUUUGUACCGAAGGUGGCAUCUGCCCAGCUACACGGAUGCGCGAGCCGGAUCCGUGUCCGUGCGGCAAGCUGUGCGACGAGCGCGGCCUGUCCAUCCCGAGGAAGCUUUGCCCGGCCGGGGUGAUGUGCGACGAGGGCACGGCGACGCCAGUGGAACCGGGUUUGUGCGAGGCGGUGCUAUACGACAACAUUCUGUACGACGUCGGCACCGAAUCUGGGCGCGCGGCUAUUUGCUACUUGGAUAUCGGCCAGUAUUACGUUGCCUACACCGAGGUUGCCGUCCGCUCCCCCCGGAUGGUGGAAGCUUUCGAAACCAUGUGGGACAACGCGGCUUUUUACUCCGAAGCUGACUUCAUUCGCCACUCAGGUUGGCGGGUGGAGCCGCCGAGUUUCAGUAGCUGGACCAACGAGCUGGAACUACGGGACGGGGGGAAGGCCACCUGUUGUUGGUCUGGUGCGAAGGUGCGCGGAUACUUGGUGGACACCCUGAUGCCGCAGUUUGCCGCGGACCGGCUGGCAACCAACACCUUUUCGCGGUUCAUCGAGUGGGUGGACUACUUCAACGCCUGGCACGCGCGGCCCGAGAUGGAGGGCCAGCCAAAUUACCUACGCGAGUUUGACGGCCUGGAGUUGCUGGAGCGCACCGAGACGUGGUGGCGCACAACGGGGGACUUUGUGCUGGAGCCGCUGCGCAAGCAGCUGAUGUACAAGAUCCAGGAGCUAUGGAUUUUUAUGCGGCCACUGCCGUGCAAUCCCGGAGCCUACUGUGCGGAGGGCACGUGUCCGCGGUUCGACACUGGCGGAUUGGUGGUGGUGAACUACACCACAGCCUCGAAGAGUAUCACAACCACGGUUGCCCCGACGCUGCGAGAGCUGCUUGGAAAGCGGCCCCUGGGUGGUCGUCCACCUUCCCGGCCUUUGUACAACUGGACAACUACCCAACCGCCCCCAAUCGCAGGCGUCAACAAGAACUACAACCCAUAUGUGCCUGCCGCACCAAUCGACCCAGAGACUUUCAUGCAUCCUGGAUCCAUGUACUUCGCGCGAAACGGGUCCGACUCCGGGCGCUUGCUGAAGCAGCAGGAGCUUGUGCAGAGGAUGUUGCAAACCAUGUCGCUACUAACCGCGUCGCAGGAAGUAAAGGACCUCGUCCAGGCGUGGCAAGACGCGGGGGCACAGGGAUGCAUUUCGAGCUUCCCGGACGGUCGUCCGCUUCCCUUCUCGAUUCCUCAAAUUUCGUGCCCCAACCCGCUGCAUGCCAACGCACCGCAGCAGUGCCCGGCUGGUCGAUUUUGUGGCGCGCGUGCGGCGUCCGCCGCAGGCACAGCAGAGUGUCCCCCGGGGACAUUUUGCGAUCCGGGGAGCAAGGAGCCGCGGCCAGCCCCCGAGGGUCAGUUCGUGACUGAGCCGGGACGCGUUCGUGGAGCCACCUGCUUUCCUGGGCAGUUUGCACCUUCCAAGAGUUCGCCGAAGUGCGAGCCCUGUCCACCCGGGUACUCGUGCCCCGAGUUUGGCACCGCAACGCCCUUCAUCUGCUACAAUGGCCAGUACCGUGAGCCUCUGAUCUCGACCAUGGUGGCGGGGUCUAUCUCGUGCAAUCCCUGCGGAGUGGGGAUGUGGUCCCUCUGGCGCGGCACGCCGGACCUGACCAGUUGCGAUCCGUGUCCCGCCGGCCGAGUCUGUCCGCCAAACACGGGAAACAUUUCGGAGUCCACCGCCUGCCCCGAGGGACGGAUCUGUGGGGACGCCAUGACGCCCGCCUUGUCCACGGAAGGAAAUCGCUGCUUCAACGGGUUCUUCUGCCGCAUUGGCACAACCCCCGCGGAAGCCUUCGAACAGCCGUCGGUUCGGGGAUUUUACUGCGGGGAGGGGACGAGUUUUCGCAACCGCUUCAAGUUCCGCUGCCCGGUAGGCUUCUUCUGCCCCACGGCAACGGGGUACAAGCGGGAUUUGUCGCGCCCGAUGAUGUCGGGGUCCGUGCACAUCGGGCGCCAAGACUUUUACCAGGCGCAGAAAUUGGCCCAGUUUUGCGGGCGGAGGGCAUUCAUCACACAGGCGAUGAAGGUGCAGAACAACAUCCGGCGGAAUGCCAAGUUUGGCAUCACCCUGGAGCAGUCGGAGAUUGAUCGCGAGAUCUCAAAGUGGUACGAAACUUUUACCAGUCUCUGUACCGUGCGGGCCCUGUUUCACGUAAUGGGAGAGGCACUGCUUACGGUAGCAAACUGCAACCCUGACGAGGGCACACGGGUUUGCCGGAUCCACAGUCUGGAAGGCCCUAACGGAGGCGACUUCAAUGUGGACGAAGUGCUGAAUUGUGAGGAGACCGCGACCUCCACGAAUGCUCUCGACUGCAUGAAUUCCAUCCGUUUUCACGCGGGCCAGUUGUUCACCCUCCCGAGUAGCAAAGUGAAAAAAACCCCACCCCAUAUAGAAAAGACAACUUGAAGAUGUGUUGCUGCAUUUGUGUAUACAAAGGAGCUUUGUAUUGCAGCAAAAGCUUGUCGGCAUAUUCUAAGUCCAUUUGGGUACGCAUCCGGCUAGCCGCUGAGCAUGAGGAGCAAGUCUGACGUAGGUGAAAACGCAUGACAGGCUCGCUAUACAAUGCGCCACAUGAUGGGUGCUGUUUGCCUUGUACGCAAGAAAAAGCUGAUCAUUGGUGGCCACAGAUCAGCGUCAUAUGGGGAGGGGGUUUUUUCCUUACGAUACCGAAUAAGAUGCUUUCAUCGUUUUCGAACAAGUGCAUCGCGUUACUGCAGUGAAAAAUGCCCCCAUACCGAAAGUUGCAAUAAUUUGUGAUGCGGAGUUUACAAAUGAAAACAUACGAAUCUUUCUGAUGCAGAGUUUCGUCGUAUACAGCAUCGCUUGCAUGACAAGUGCCGCGCCUGCUGGGAUCUUUUGCACUACGCACAGACUCAUGCUAUUCACGAUUGAAAAUCUCUGAUGCUGAUACAUGCAAGACGGCGAGUUUUUCUACAGGAAAGGUUUACACUGCAAAUGCUCCCCGGUUCUGUGGUGGGGGCAUUUUUCAUUGCAAUACGCGUACCACCAGCAGCUGGGUCCCUGCUUGCCCGGCACCGAGGUGGUUCGAGCCCAAACGGUGAUGAGCGAUUCGGUGUACGCCGAGAAAGAAUGCCACCGCGAAUACCACCCGUCGUGCGACCCAGGACAGAGCGCCCACGCCAACGCAGAGUCCGGCUGUCCCCGCGAAGAGUACUGCGACGGCGUGGACCCCGCCCAACAGGCAAACUGCCGGGAUGACUACACGUUUUUGAAGGUGCAGCGCCCCGCCAAUGACACGCCAGGAACCUCAUCGCCUCUGGUGUCCGACGGGAAAGCGAUUCGUAACCGGUUUAUGGAGCCGGUGGAAGGCGAGGUGACGAUGAUCCGCUACCAGAGCCAAUUCCAGUGUUUGUGUGAGUUCGCCGAGGCGAAUUACACGCGCUGCUUUCGCAACGGUUACCCAAUGCCCAGUUGCCUGGACGGCGGCGACCCGAGUUGCAUCGACUGGAUUCUGUCGGAGAAGAACCAAGUGAAGCUAGCACGGCAACAGUCCUCCGCUGCGAUCGCGGACCCCGUCACGGACGAUUUCGAUCUCCUUCCGAAAGCGCACCUCGCCUACGUGCACGAAGCAAUCAAGCGCGAGACGCAAAUGCAGUACGAUGCCGGGGAGGCUUCCCUAGCUCGGUGUCCGUACGGGACCAUGACGCAAACCGACGGCAGUUUCCAGAUGGAGCUCUGUGUGGCGCGCAAGGUUGUGUCCUUCCUCCGGGACAUUGACACGGAAGACAUUGUCGUCGUGAAGCUGGACCCUAUCGACAUUGAUCUCAGCUCAGGGCCUCUGAUUGAAGAAGCGGACUUGGAGCCGCGGCUGUGGACGAGAAAAAGUAGUCCCCAGCUGCCCGGAACCGGAGCGGUGCAACCGGGGAUCCCAACAGAUCCGGACUUUGCGUACUUCCAUGUGUUUCGCCUGGAGCCCCGGGACCUCGCGCUGAUGACGUUCGAUCUGCGGCACAUAACACCACGGAUGCGGUAUGGCCGCGACUGGCAGAUUCGAGUUUUUGUAGACCGAUCGAACGCUAAUCCGCCGUUGGAUCCGUUGCAUCUCGAUCCCCUGGACUGCGCAACGCUGGUCGCGGAUCGAGCGACCGCCGGAAAGUAUCCACACCGGGCCACCGACACGGCCCGGGCGAAGGGCUGCCGGGCACUAGAAAUGCCAACUUCGUUUACCUUCGACACUGAUUUGGAAACGUAUUCAUGUGCCUUGCUUUGUUCAAUCAUUUUUCGCUUUUGUAGUCUGAAAGUGCCAGACGCAGACCUGACAUGGUAAAUCGAAGGGCUCGAAACAAGAAAGCCGCUUACGUGGCACGCAGCGAGACCCCAGCAAUGCUCUGUUGUGUGGGAAAAUUGUUUUCUUCUUUGUUUGUAUCGCUGGGAACCCUUUCGAACCCGCCCUCCCACUGCCAAAACAGGCGACGUUGUGUCGUUCGAGAUGCCUGGCGCUCAAUGCAUUGCACUGCAGACAAUUAAGCUGCAGGGUUUCUAGGUGGAGCGAGGGCAGUGCUUCAAGCUCGCCUGAAGAUAACAAGCUGUCCAAGAAGAUUGCGCCACGUUGCCUGUAUGUGUGUACACCAGAGCACGAGGCUUUUCCUCGCGCUUUUUCACUAACUUCAUCUUGCUCUGACUCUUUCUUACGCCCCCUUUCCUCUCCUGGGCCCUACUGGGAUGGUUUUCCGAUGGGUUUUUUUCCUUCACACUCUGCCCGCUGAAACCGAUCAUUUAUUAGGUUUUACUUUUUUGCCCUCUGCCGGCUCUGCUCCCGGAGCAUCGAAGCAAAGGGAGAAAAGUUGGUUUUUGCGUGGUGCCUGUUUAUUGAGUAAGCAAUCAGUUUAUCUUUAUUCUUCGACUGUCAUCGUCGUGCUUUAGCUUUUGGCCUCUCCGCACAUCCCUCGUAGGUUUCUUGGUGGUUCCCACCUCGGGGCUCAGGGUCAGAUCGGUCCCAGCAGCAUCGGUGGAUGCGUUGGAUCUGAGGGCAGUACGCUCCCGAAGGAUGAAGGCAGUAAGGCAUGUCCCUUUGCGUUUCUUUGACUUUUACUUUCGUCUUUAUUUUGCUCGGCUUGUUGCUUUUUCCUCGGGCUCACCUGGAACCAAUCAACUACGUGUAACAUCGAUGUCCUAGUCUGUAUUUCUCACUUUGGCCCUAUGCCGUGUUGCAUCUGCAGUUGCUUCCAUCUGCCGCGUAUUUUCCCUCUAUCACGUCAUCUGGUGCGGUGCGGCCGCCGCGCAUAAGGUUUAGAGAGUUCAUAUAUUUCUAGGGUUGCGGUUUCUAUUUUGAUUUUACCAAAGCGCAUGGCAGGCUGUCCCGCCACAUAGGAAGCUGUCGAGUGCAGGCUCUUCAGGAAUGCAGAAAGCAAGGCAGGCGCAUCCACCUGGCCUAGAAGUGGGCGCGCGUAUCUUUUUUCUUUUUUCCUUACUCGCGCGUAGCCAAAACGGGCUUCGUGCGGAUAUGAGGGAUGCGGCUGGCAAGCAGCACCCCAGUGCAGACAAUUAAGCGAGAGGAAAGCACACAGCACACAGACAGUUCCUGGCUCGCCUGAUAGUUUUUCUUUAAAAAUGAUACCUCCAAACUAUCGAAGAGGCUUGAUGUCAACUUGUUUUUCUCUUACUCUCUCUGCAGAGUAAUGGAAUGCGGUUGCAAAUAUCCUUGUCUGAUUUGCGGGCUUUUCCUCGUAGGUAUGCCGACCCCGUGGUGUUGAAGAACACGGCCUUCACACUAAACUUGUACGCGGAGUACGAUAUCACACAGAAGAAAACUGGCAGGGCAUAUUUGUAAUGCAAAAAUAAAUACAGAAAAAAUCUGUAUUGCAUAUCCGAAACAGCAUGUUAUGGGGCCACCCAUGGCAAGUUUUUGCGUGUAUUUGUUUUUGCAUUACAAACAUGCCCUGCCAGCUUUUUUCUCUGGGAUAUACGAGAUCGACUUCAAAGUCGAAGUGCAGAUCCUGAACGGGCUGUUUGUCUAUCAAAUGUAAAAAUGUCUGGGUCUGGAAGAGUGCGCGAUUUGUCAUGCAGCUUGUCCAUGACCCAUGACGUCUGGAAUGCAGAACCUAGCAUGACAGAUUCUGUGCGAUCUCUCUCAUGCCUAUCCUGCAUGAGAAACUCCCUCCCGACUUGGUCAAAACUGGGCGACUUUUGGUAAUCAUGCAACACAGAUUUUUGCAUGCUUCAGAUUUGGCAUGACAAGUUGCAUUCUUCCAGACCCAGACAUUUUUACAUUUGAUAUUGUCGCCGAUCGGCUUAUGUUUGAACGCAGUUGCCUGCUGGAGAUUGUCCGUCCGCAACGCUCGAAGGUGGGCACCGACCUUGCUUUCGUCGCGACGAUUUCGCAAGAUCUGCGCGUGGAACUCCCCUACAACAUGCCCUUGUCCACCGUCAAAGUAGAAGACGAGGACGACACACCGAAGACCAUCCAGUGGGCCUUCCUCAAUUGGUCACCGGUACUGCAAAAUCAUUUUCACUGCAAGUAAAUGUAAAUGAGCAGAAGACUCUCUGAGCAGAGCAGAGCCUCUAAGUGACAUUUUUUGCAAAGGAGCGAAAAGCUGUGCGCGAUCGGAUUUUUAACAAGGGUCAAGAAAAACAAUGACGCCAACUUCUGAGAGCGUUGCAGUCCUCCGACGAUGCUCUGUCUCCCUGGAGCCCUCGCAAUAAGUAGUUUGGUCUUGGACCAAUAAGGUAAGAAUAUGGUUAAGAAUCUUUCGCCUCGUUGGGCCCACCAGGCCAACGUGCGUUCGAAGCAAAAGCUGGCACGAAAACCCUGGGCCAAAUCAUGGGCCCAGUUACGCUGCUCCUACUUGAUGCUAAUGCAUUCAGAUCAGGAGUUUUGCAAAGGUUUCGCGAAAGCUUCGCACAAGUGCGCCUACUUAUGCCAAAUUACUACAUAGCCGCAGACGCGUGUCCACCGGGCCGAAAGGGGUGAGCGCUUUUCGUUGCGGCUUCGCGGAGCCUUUGCAAGAACUCCUGCAAAAGUAGUCUCCGCCUAGCCCACUGACUGCUUGAACCUUGCGGAAGCAGAAAAAAGAGGGCGGCAAAACUGCAGCGGCUUUUUUCCUCGCGGUUCCCCGGCUCCGACGGAUGGACAAAUGACAGAAUAAAAAACAAAAAGCAAAACGAGGGGAGCGGGUUGAUGGGGUUUCGACAAGGAGCCCAGCUGUGUUCCUCCUGUGCUGGAUGUGGGCUUUCAUUAAUAUUCGCGAUAGGCCAGCCCAGCGGCUUUUUUACCGCCCCCCAUGCGAAGAGGUCUCCUACUGGAAUGCUAAGCGUCCGCAAGUGUUUCGAGACACAACUUUUGUGCAAUUUCUCAGCGACUUUCGCUUCCGUGUGUGUAGGUGGAAGUUGCCUGCGUCAAUUCAGUCGAGAAUUGGCGCUCGAAGAAAAGGCGCGGGGGCUCUGGCAAAAGCAGCGCGUUUUUGAGCCUGCUGCCCCGGCGGGGCCUUGCCGUAUUGGAUGGCCUGCGACCUUUCAGCGCGAAGCGCUCGCGACUUCUGGCCACAACUUGUGUCGUCAGCCGUGCCCCCGCGAGGGUGGGGGAGCAAUAUAACCCUCGGCGGUCGUGUGGCACGCACCGCAGCGCACUAUUCAGGCGCACUAGUAGCUUUGGCCCGGCAGCCGCAGCUAUGCGGGCUGUGCGAUCGCAGGACGCACGAGCGGCAUCCACAACUGCUACUUUUUCAAAUUUGGCAUAUCAUGUUUGCGCGGAUGCCGGAUGGUGCGUGGUGUCUCGUGUCUAUGGGUCUAAACAGAGAGGCCCUGACGAUCUCCGCAUGCCAGAUUAGUAGGCGCUCCCCGGCGCGUGCCUCAGCGCAUCGCCGCAGAUGAAGUUCGUCAUCUUCGGCUCCGCACAAUCUCAAAAAAACGCACGACAGGCCAAGCGCACGAGCGUGCCCUACCGCGCAAAUGCCGACGCGACUGCUUUGGAAAUGAGCAUUCCGCUGCACGUCGGGAUGCGCGCGUUGUCGACUGACAACGAAUUUGUCUUCAUGAUCAAGAAUACGUAUUUUGGCGGACGAAAGACCGUAGUGAUCGGGCACCUACCCUACUGGUCCAACUGUCGUGGCUUCGGGCGCGCAGCUCCUCUCUGGGCUAUUUUCGAGCAGGGGCGUACCUGUGAGUGGGAGGAGGCGCCGACGGUGAUUGGGUCAACAGACAUAGGGGCGCAGGCCUUCGGUGAUAAGUGUUCCCUGUACCAGCUCGAAUGCAUCAUGGACGAGAUCCCCAACAACAAACUUUCCGACCCUCGAUGGUUCGAGGCGUCGACAGGCACAGUACUGUUUGAGCUUCUAAAGACCCCCAUCGGGAACGGGAAAUUCAACGAGCUCAAUAUCCUGUGUAAAGACGUCCACGCCCAUCACCCAGAGUUAUGAUGUGCCUAUGUAUUUAAAAAAAAAAAAAAAGUUAUGAUGCAAUUUGUGAUGCGCAAGCAUCCCUAUGACAGGCAUUAUCAGUCGAUUUUUGGAAAUUGCGACGCUGUAAACUGGAUAUGGAUAAGCAGAUGGAUUUGCAAUGCGGAGGUCCUUGCUAACCUGCACUAAUACCAUACGGCCUGCAAGAACUUGUCAUGCGUGACUUGCAGCUACUCAGUCUGUUUGUGUCAUGCGUGACUUGCAAAACGUCUGGUCUGGAUUUGUGUUGCAAAGUCCCCAUAACGGUGACUCCGGAGUGAGGACGUUUUUACACAGGAUACUCAAGGAACGCGUCCUUCCCUUUACGGCCGACGAAGUGGUGCCCGUCACCGUGCAGCAGGGCGGCAGUAUGGCGGGAGAGCUUCCCGGCCAAGUCCUGCUGGUGGUGCAGUAUUGGCAAAGGAGUGAAACGGAGAAACAGCUUGUGAAGGGCGACGUAUACUACACGGAUUUCGCCAUUCCCUCGCAACGGCAGCAGCGGGGCCAAGACCACGUCGACUACAAGCUCGAUAUCCUGUACCUGCCCAUGAGUCACCGGGACGUACUGAUCAAUUUCGUGUUCUCGCGGCUUUUUUACACGAUCACCUACCAGAUCAUCGGGCUCACGGCUGUUUUCAUGGUUUUCGUGAAUUGGUGCUACCAUCAGUUUUGGAGUGAGAGCCGGGUUAUCCAAGAAAAAAACUGUGUUAGUGUAACUUUCUUUGGCUGACAGCAUCACAAAUUUGCUCUACACGACAGAGAAAACCUGUCAUGCGUGGCUUGUAAGGGAAAAUACACAUGAAAAAGGGACUUCAUGGCUGUGUGGCAUGACAGGCGUAACUCUGUUGCAUGUUCUGCAUUACAGAGUUACACUUACACAGUGUUUUUCUUGCAUACGGGUGUCUCCGCGGUUACUGGACAAGCGGUACUUUUUCAGCGUCUUCCCGCCGGCAUAUCGCGGGUUCGCGCUUUCCAUGCUGCCCUGUCUGCCGCCACUGCUUCUCCUGGUUUGGGUUGUGAGGGGGCGCAUGAUUACCUACGACGAGGGUAGCACGGUUCCCUGGCGUAGCUGCCCUGAGGGGGUCGUGCCCGACGAGUGUUCUGUCGGGAUCCUGGACGAGGGCACGCCCUUCAACGCCGGCGAUUCGACCUGGGACCCGGAAACAGCGCUUACGCAGAAGACCUUCGGCGAACGACGAACCGGGCGCACGGGCGUGACGCUGAUAGCAAUGGGCGCAUACCUAGUCAUCAUCUCCCUGCGGUGCUUUGUGCCCACCACGAUUUCCAAGUUUUACGCGGACGAGUCGCCGCAGACGAUCGCGGCUACGCAGCUGCUUACCAAGGCGGUGGCGGGAAUGAUGGGCACGAAGGGCGCCAAUGUGCGAAAGUUGCAACGCGAGGCGAGCGUGGACGACCAGAGAAAGAACAAGAUGGCGAAAAACGUGUACAACGAAGAGAGCGACGGGGAGGACGAUGAGAGGAACCUGCCCAUCUUCAUCCCGUACAUCUGGAAGCGAUCGUGCACGGCGCUGAUGAUGUUCGGCAAUGGACUCCUGAUGACUAUGAUUAUCGAGUUCUCGUUCUCGGAGUUCUUUAUGAAGAAUGUUUGGCUGAUGCAGGUCGCGAUCUACAUUGUAAAGCUGAUCGAGCAGACCGUGUUCUCGCAGUUCAUUCAGGAGGCUAUUCUCCUGGUGCCGAUCAAUGCCGUGAUUAUGGUCGUGUCGAACCUGACUACGCUGGCGGCGGAGGACCUGCUGGAGUUCAUGAUGGCAUUCUUCGUGAGUAUCGCACUGCAGGCGAUUGACCGGCUUUACGUGUCCUCCAAUCAGGACUUUUUCUACGAACAGGCCGUCCGCGGAUGGAACCGAGUGAAGGAGAGCUACCGGUGGCUUACCUCGGGGGCGCGGUUCGUCGACGUGAACAAAGUUCUGGACCAGCUGGACGUCGCCCUCAGUUCGGAUGACGAAGGCGAGACUGCAGCCAAUCGGGAUCCGAACAAAAAGGAAUUCGUUUCCAAAAACGAGGAAGCGGCGCAACCCGAGGACAUGAUCGCGUUCAUGUGCGGAUAUUCCACGGAUCUGGUGUCCACCUUUCUCCUUCCGGUGUACAUCCUGAUCACGUGGUAUGUCUACGACGAGAGCCAGAUCUUAGUACGGUACAACAUUCGAGUGGAUGCGACCUGGGAGUACAUCAAUUUCUAUGCGGUGGUGGUGUUCUUCAACCACGCAGUGGACAUCUUCUGCAUGAAUACGCUCGAGCUCUUCCACGGGUGGCGAUUGUGCGACUACUUUGAAUUCUGCGCCUACCGCUUCAGCAGUCGCCCGGUCCGCUGGAAGGGGUUAGGGGAGACCAUCGACGAAACGGUGGCGCCCAGUCUGCGGAGCGUGGAUUUGGCUUGUUUCAGCGAACAGUACUACUUCAUGAACUUCACGUGCUGUCUGGGCAUGCUGGUGUACAUUCUCGGGUUCCAGAUCAUCCUGCAGAACGACUGGAACGCGUUCUCGGAUCCGAACUCAUCGCUCACCUUCAUUCUCACCCUCGCCUUCUGCAAGGUCUUCCACAAAGUGACCUCCACGAUUGCGGACUACCUGGAGAUUUGGUACGUGCCGCACACUGACAUGGAGGUUUCCCUUCUGCGAGGCUACAUCGACAUCCGCGGUCUGGACGAAGAACUCCGGGACAUUAUGCUCUGUGAAACCGUCCCCGCCCCAUAGUUGUCAUGCAAAUCUGCAUACUUAGUAAAAUAUUUUCGAAUUUGUGAUGCUCCAAUCAGCAUAAUAGGCAAGAUCUGUGAUGCUUCUGAACUAGCUAAACAGGACUACAUUACGAUGCCAAACCUUUCACGCGCAACAACCAAAGCUGGGCGAUUUGUCUAGCAGAUUGGCAAUCUUGACUGCAGCGCCCCGACUAGAAUAGUUGAACGGUGAAGAAGGGGGCAGGGGAAAAAAAAUUUGCGAUCUUGUUGCCGGGGCGGGGACGUUUUUACUCAGGAUAGGCACAGAGGCAGACUUUGUGCAGAACCGGCGGGAAAUCAAGCCGCCGGCAUGGUCCGUGCUGCACGAUUGGAAGCCUCCCCACGCCAGCGACGUGCUCGGACUAGACCGGUACCGGACUGCCUUCAUCCAGGAGAACCAGCUCUGGCUGCAGCACGUGUUCGCAGAUCUUCUAGACGAGGAAACGAACCUGCAGUACCGGCGUACAUUAUUGAAAUCCUUCACGAAGAUUUUAGGCGAGAUCGAGCCGCAGUACUACUCGCCCUAUGGCGUGCCUCCGAAAAUGGUAAACGGGCAGAUCGUGGUACCCACCGGCGCAGCCGCGACCAGUGGCACGAGCGGGUUCGACUUCGACACAGCGCCGCCUCAGGAGCUGGUUGCCCACCAGGUUUCGCGGCGCAUGUUCAACAUGACCGAGACGCUCGCGCAGGAGAUUUUGCGCAUGUGGCUGGCGCGGGCACGGUUCCUCACAUGGCUGGAGGAUGUGUCGUCGCACUUGACCCCGCACUCGUACCACAAGAAAGAGAUUUGCGAGUUGUGCAAGAGUAACUACGACCUUUCCGUGGUGCCCGUCUACAACAUGGAUCACCUUGGGAGUCUGUACCGGUUGCAGCGCGACUACUCCCCGAUCUUCAAUACCCGGAUGUGGAACCACUUCUACAAAACCUUCACGCCCACAUGCACGGUGUGCCAGAAGUGUGCGCAGUACUACAGGAGUCGCAACUUGGACAUCCCGGUUGACGAGCGUCGUUUCAUGCGAAUGGUGCCGUCCUCCGACAUGAGCAGUCACGCCAUGCUGCAGCGCUCCAAAACGGAGCUCACGGUGGUCGACGGGCUCACGAGGACGCUGAUCGAGUUAUGGUAUGAGUGGGCCUGUCGUUUGACCAAAGGAGAGCCGCCCGAGAGCUUCUUGCCAAAGUGGGGAUUCGAGGCACCGACACGACCAAAUUUCUUGGAUGCCAUCGCGGGUGCCGACACAAGGGCGCUACUGGCGGACUCUGACGAGGAGGAGAACGAGGAGCUGAAUCGCGAGGAGCGAGAAAAACAGCGCGAGCUCGCCCGAAAGCAAAAGCUGCGCGAAGAAUGGUCGAGCAGUGAUGAGGAGGACGAAACGAAGAAGUUGCCCGGGGAAGUCAAAUUUCCUGUGGUGGACGUGUCUGCGCAGGUCGCGGCCAUGGUACGCCUGUGGCAUGACCUUGCGGUGCGGAAUCUGCGUCACCCUGUGCUGAGCGACUGGAUCGACCACGUAAACGAAAGUAUUCCAGUGGACGUCGCGCGCCCGGCUGGGUUUCGCCAGCGGUCACAAUACGUUGCGGUUUCAACGAUUCUCGAUCGCAUGCAGAAUCAGCAGGCGGCGGACCAGACAGGCAGGUAG